This is a messenger RNA of Ailuropoda melanoleuca (giant panda), 680 nucleotides long. It is a transcript of the gene RPSA, whose product is annotated as ribosomal protein SA. Gene Ontology annotation, cellular component: small ribosomal subunit; ribosome. Gene Ontology annotation, biological process: translation. NCBI's taxonomy places the organism in Eukaryota, Metazoa, Chordata, Mammalia, Carnivora, Ursidae. The record is from RefSeq and is marked validated. Gene Ontology annotation, molecular function: structural constituent of ribosome; laminin receptor activity.
AAAGGGAAACUUUUCACAAUGUCCGGAGCCCUUGAUGUCCUGCAAAUGAAGGAGGAGGAUGUCCUCAAAUUCCUUGCAGCAGGAACCCACUUAGGUGGCACCAACCUUGAUUUUCAAAUGGAACAGUACAUCUACAAAAGGAAAAGUGAUGGUAUCUACAUCAUAAAUCUGAAGAGAACCUGGGAGAAGCUUCUGCUGGCAGCUCGUGCCAUUGUUGCCAUUGAAAACCCAGCUGAUGUCAGUGUCAUAUCAUCCAGGAAUACUGGCCAGGGAGCUCACUCAGUGGGUCUGAUGUGGUGGAUGCUGGCCAGGGAAGUUCUGCGCAUGCGUGGCACCAUUUCCCGUGAACACCCAUGGGAGGUCAUGCCUGAUCUCUACUUCUACAGAGAUCCUGAAGAGAUUGAAAAGGAAGAGCAGGCCGCUGCUGAAAAGGCUGUGACCAAGGAGGAAUUUCAGGGUGAAUGGACAGCUCCAGCUCCUGAGUUCACUGCUACUCAGCCUGAAGUCGCAGACUGGUCUGAAGGCGUGCAGGUGCCCUCUGUGCCGAUUCAGCAGUUCCCGACUGAAGACUGGAGCGCCCAGCCGGCCACUGAAGACUGGUCUGCAGCUCCUACUGCUCAGGCCACUGAAUGGGUAGGAACAACCACUGAGUGGUCUUAAGCUGCUCUUCCACAAAGGCA